AUGGGGGUCGUCACGGCUGUUGAAAUGGAACUGUCUGACGUACUUCCUCUGCAAGAUGAUGGUACAAGGCAACUAAUGGGAUGCUCCGACUCGUCCCCAUAUCUCCGCGGUGUGCCUCUAAGCACAGUCGCUAAGAAGCGACAUCUCUUCAGAGACUCUCAGGGGAAUGAAGACACCUACACCCUAUCACGGUCUGUGGACCAUCUCGAUGCUUUCGUCAGCCAUUCGUGGUCGGCCAAUCCACCUUUAAAGCACAUGGGUCUUGUCGCCUCUCAGUAUUAUUUUCUAGGAUAUAUUGUGGCCAAUGCCGUGGUUAUAUGUGUCGGUGCCGGUCUUAGCUUUGCUGUGACCGACCGAAUCGCAUUCCUAUUUGCUUUUGUGGCUUCUGUCAUCAGUUUCCUCCUGGCGUUAUUCUUCGGUUGUCGAAUACCUGGCUAUAAGCAUGCGAUGAUAUUCCUCGACAAAUGUUGUAUAUCCCAGACCGAUCAAGUAGCGAAGCUUCGCGGAAUACGAGGUCUAAGUUCGUUCCUCGGCAAGUCCAACGAACUUCUCAUUCUCUGGUCGCGCGACUACUUUAAGCGUCUCUGGUGUGUCUUCGAAGUUGCUAGCUUCUUGCAGCAACACGGUCUCGAGCGGAAGAUCCAUCUGGUGUCUAUAAGGCAAACCAAGUUUGCUUUCAUAAUAUUUGGUGCAGAGGUAUUCACCAUCAUCAUUGUCUCCGUCUUGGGUAUUGUCAGUGCUGAUAUGGAAAUGAAGACCCCCUACUACGCCUGUAUGUUAGGGGCUUGCUUCAUGAUGGCGGCUUUUUUGGGCGUAUUCAUCGUCUAUGAAUACUUACCACAUAGACUAACUCUACACCGACAAGCCAGUGAGUUUACCGUUGCGGACGGCGAAUGUCUGCUUGAGGAGGACAGGCUACUUAUCCGAGAUUUGAUCAAAAAGUGGUAUGGAUCCCUCGAAGCGUUCGAGGAGUAUGUUCGUGGUCACAAGGAGUAUAUAACGGGUAGGAGCCGUCCUUGGACUGUGAGUGCUCUCACCCUUGCCAUUAUAUCGCUCCCCACUGUGCUGGCAUGUGUCGGGCGAGCGGUCACAAUUUGGUGCUCUCAACCGUUCUCAGACACUCUGUUAUGGUGGAGGACUCUAUCGUGUUUUAUCCCAACUCUGACUCUUCUGCUCUGCCGGAUGCCUUUAUUGGUCUUUGCGGCUUAUGCUUGCUUCGAACAGAAGAGGAAACCCCGAUGGAUCGAGGCUGUCUCGAUGGUCUCUCUCGUUCUCGUUUAUGAGACUCUCGUACUCCUAACGGGUGGUACUAUGCUAUUCGACAAGACAUUGAUGGGCAUAGUCCCCGAGUUGAAUGCCUCUCUCUUUACGAUCGUUAUACCCCUCUUGGCAUUGCUCAAUACUUUUCUGCUUUACCGGAGAAACUUAUCAAUUGCACUUAAGUAUCGUGCCAAGACUUGUACAUGAGUAUCAUCAUCAUAAAAAUCGCUGACUAUAACUACGCCCUCUUAUUAUUUGUUCCUCCUUGACAAUGUAUACCAUCAUCAUGUCCGUCCUCCCUGGGGACUGCUCGGGAUCACUCGUAUCUGUUCAGACCUCACCAUCGGUCCCUACUCUUAAAUCCUAUACUUGUUAUGAUUUGUGUAUAGCUCAAGCCAACGAUCUAGGCGAUGAUCAAUGCUUGACACCUCCACAAUGCUGAGCAAAGUGGAUCACGUUAUCGUCUGAAACCUUCAAGUUGUAUUAUGUUUAGAUCGUUUCUACUGUCCAAUCCCUCGUGCUACAGCUAAUCCUGCUAAAUAUCUAGGCG
Perkinsus marinus ATCC 50983 is the source of this 1810-nucleotide messenger RNA. RefSeq lists its product as hypothetical. Bases 1 to 1467 code for a protein of 488 amino acids. NCBI's taxonomy places the organism in Eukaryota, Perkinsozoa, Perkinsida, Perkinsidae. The record is from RefSeq and is a predicted model, not a curated record. The transcript has a single exon.